Cygnus olor (mute swan) is the source of this 5085-nucleotide messenger RNA. RefSeq names its product zinc finger MYM-type containing 2 (gene ZMYM2). The transcript is spliced from 25 exons. Gene Ontology annotation, molecular function: zinc ion binding. Bases 385 to 4431 code for a protein of 1348 amino acids. NCBI's taxonomy places the organism in Eukaryota, Metazoa, Chordata, Aves, Anseriformes, Anatidae. The record is from RefSeq and is a predicted model, not a curated record.
GACCACCCCACACGCACCUCGGGGUGCCGCUUCGGGGCCGGCUCGGCCAAGUUACCGGCUCCUGGGGGCUACUGCUUCGUCCCCGCACUCGCCCCGUGGAGCCCCCGCCGCGGCUGAGCCCCGGGUGGGGCCCGGCUCGCGGGGGGGGUGCAGGAAGGGUUCCCCCCCCCCCGAGGGUAAUCUCUGUUUAUCGGCUCCAGCCCGGUUUGGUGCAGCCUUGGCAAGAGAGCGACGAGGAGAGGGAGCUCCAUUAAAACUGAUUUUACAGAAGGCAGCAAGUUGAUACAAGAAGAGCAGGUUCCCCACAGGAAAGGAAAUAAAAGGUCUUGGAGCAACGUAUUAAGGUAAAGAGAUUGCAGUGGAUUUCUGGAUGGCAGAUCUGCAAUGGACGCAAGUUCUCUGGGAGGAUUAGAACUGUCUGAACAUACUCCUGGUCUACUAGGGAAUACCGCCAUGGCAGCUGGUCUUGCAAAUGUAGGAAAUACAUUUGGAGGUCCACCUAGUUCUUUAGUUUCUAGACCUAGUAAAUUCCAAAACUCGCCUAUAGAAGAUGAUGAUGAUGUAGUUUUUAUUGAACCUAUACAACCUCCUCAAAAUUCUACAUCACUGAUAACAGAACAAAGGAACGCUGCGUUUACAUCAUCCAAAAAUGAUGAACUUCAAGGGGAAGAUUGCAAAAUGCUUCCUCCUCCAAAAGACUUAAAUUCGCAAAAGGGGAGCAUAAGUGAAACUAUUAUUAUUGAUGAUGAAGAAGAUAUUGAAACAAAUCAAGGACAAGAGAAGAAUGCUUCCAGUUUUAAUGAACGAAGACUUCCAGAGUGUAAAAAUAGAACCAACGAUAUGGAUUUCUCAGCUUCCAGUUUUUCAAGAAGUAAGGUAAAUUCAGGAAUAGGUGGUAGUGGUAUAACCACAGAACCAGACUCUGAAAUUCAGAUUGCUAAUGUUACCACAUUAGAAACACGUGCUGUGAGCUCUGUGAGUGAUGGUCAUUUAGAAAAUACUGAAGGGCGUGACAUGAACUUAAUGAUUACACAUGUAACAUCACUGCAGAAUGCCAACUUGGGAGAUGUUUCUAACGGACUGCAGUCAAGUAAUUUUGGUGUUAAUAUGCAAACAUACACCCCAUCUUUAACUUCACAGACCAAGACUGGUGUAGGACCUUUCAAUCCUGGUAGAAUGAGUGUGGCUGGAGAUGUAUUUCAAAAUGGAGAAUCUGUGACUCAUCAUAAUCCUGAUUCUUGGAUAUCCCAGUCAGCUUCAUUCCCUAGGAAUCAGAAGCAACCAGGUGUGGAUUCUUUGUCACCAGUAGCAUCACUUCCUAAACAGAUUUUCCAGCCUUCUGCUCAGCAGCAGCCUUCUAAACAGGUUAAAGUCACAUGUGCAAACUGCAAAAAGCCUUUACAAAAGGGACAGACUGCGUAUCAGCGGAAAGGAUCAGCUCACCUUUUUUGUUCUACUACCUGCCUCUCAUCAUUCUCACACAAACCCACUCCAAAGAAACUUUGUGUUAUGUGCAGAAAAGAUAUAACAACAAUGAAAGGUACCAUUGUUGCUCAAGUUGAUUCAAGUGAGUCUUUCCAGGAGUUUUGCAGUACAUCCUGUCUAUCAUUCUAUGAAGAUAAACAGAAUCCCUCGAAAGGAGCUUUGAAUAAAUCAAGAUGCACUAUCUGUGGUAAACUAACUGAGAUUCGUCAUGAAGUUAGCUUUAAAAAUAUGACUCAUAAGCUGUGCAGUGACCACUGCUUCAAUAGAUACAGGAUGGCAAAUGGUUUAAUAAUGAAUUGCUGUGAGCAUUGUGGAGAGUAUUUACCCAGUAAAGGAGCUGGAAACAAUAUUCUUACUAUUGAUGGUCAGCAGAAAAGAUUCUGCUGUCAGAACUGCGUUGGUGAAUACAAGCAGAAAUAUGGCAAAUUAACAUCUUGUACUGGCUGCAGAGCUCAGUGCAGGUUUUUUGACAUGACUCAGUGCAUAGGACCUAAUGGAUAUAUGGAGCCAUACUGCUCAACUGCAUGCAUGAACACACACAAAUCAAAAUAUUCAAAAUCACAAAGUAUGGAAAUUAUUUGCCACUUUUGUAAACGAAACUUUUUACCUCAGUAUCAAGCCACAAUGCCUGAUGGAAAACUGUACAACUUUUGCAGUUCCAGUUGUGUAGCUAAAUUUCAGACUCUCAGUGUGCAGUCUUCAACAAACGGUCAGUUUAUCUCUCCCACUGAUAUUCAGUUGAAAUGCAACUAUUGCAAAAGUUCUUUUUGUUCAAAGCCAGAAGUACUGGAAUGGGAGAACAAAGUGUAUCAGUUCUGCAGCAGAGCAUGUUCUGAUGAUUAUAAGAAACUGCACUGCAUAGUUACAUACUGUGAAUACUGUCAAGAGGAAAAAACGCUGCAUGAGACGGUGAAUUUCUCUGGCAUCAAAAGACCGUUUUGUAGUGAAGGCUGCAAGCUGCUAUAUAAACAAGACUUUGCAAGACGGUUAGGACUGAGAUGUGUUACUUGUAAUUACUGCUCGCAGCUGUGCAAAAAGGGAGCAACUAAGGAACUUGAUGGUGUAGUGAGAGAUUUCUGCAGUGAAGAGUGCUGUAAAAAAUUUCAGGACUGGUACUACAAGGCUGCACGAUGUGACUGUUGUAAGUCUCAAGGAAAUCUCAAAGAGAAGGUGCAGUGGCGUGGAGAAAUGAAACACUUCUGUGAUCAGCACUGUUUGCUCCGUUUCUACUGUCAACAAAAUGAACCAAAUCUGGCAACCCAAAAAGGACCUGAGAACUUACAAUACGAUCAGGGCUGUCAAACUCCUCGAACAAAAAUAACAGGCUCAGCACCACCACCUUCUCCAACACCUAACAGAGAAAUGAAGAACAAGGCAGUUCUUUGCAAACCUUUGACAAUGACAAAAGCCACAUACUGUAAACCUCAUAUGCAGACAAAAUCUUGUCAGACAGAAGAUGAUUGGAAAAAAGAGUAUGUCCCAGUGCCUAUUCCUGUACCUGUCUAUGUUCCGGUGCCUAUGAACAUGUAUAGUCAAAAUGUUCCUGUUCCUACAACGGUUCCUGUUCCGGUGCCAGUUCCAGUUUUCUUGCCCACUACUCUGGAUAGCACAGAGAAAAUCCUUGCAGCAAUAGAAGAGCUGAGGGGAAAAGUGCCCUCAAAUCCGCUGGAAUCUGAGCUACUGACUUUGUCAGGGAUGUUGCCUGAACAUGAUGGAAAAGCAGAAGUUUCUGACAUGGCCAGUGUGAUAGUUGAGUCGAAUCUACUAAACUCAGAAACAGAGGCACAGAGAAGCUUGCCAGAUGUUCCAUACGAACGAGACCUUGAUAUUGAAAUAGACUUUCCAAGAGCAACUGAGGAGCUUGAUACAGAAAAUGAGUUUUUAUUGCCUCCCGUUUUUGGGGAAGAAUAUGAGGAACAGCCAAGGCCUCGCUCCAAAAAGAAGGGAGUGAAGAGGAAAGCGGUGUCAGAGUACCAGUCUCAUGAUGAUAGCUCUGAAAACUCAGAGUGUAGUUUUCCAUUUAAAUAUGCAUAUGGUGUAAAUGCGUGGAAGCACUGGGUGAAGUCUCGGCACUUAAACGAAGAGCUGCCAGAAUUAGAAGAACUGAAAUCAACAAAGUCUGUGAAAUUAAAGGAAGAUCUAUUAUCACAUACUUCAGCUGAGUUAAACUAUGGGUUGGCACAUUUUGUCAAUGAAAUUCGAAGGCCAAAUGGAGAGAACUAUGCACCUGACAGCAUCUAUUAUCUGUGUCUUGGGAUUCAGGAGUAUUUAUAUGGAAGUAAUCGAAAAGACAACAUAUUUAUUGAUCCAGUCUACCAGACAUUUGAACAGGAAUUAAGUAAAAUCCUUAGAAGUUGGCAACCAAGCAUACUUCCAGAUGGGUCGAUAUUCUCUCGAGUUGAAGAAGAUUAUCUAUGGAGGAUUAAACAGCUAGGAUCACAUUCACCAGCUGCUCUUCUGAAUACGCUGUUCUACUUUAACACCAAGUAUUUUGGUCUGAAAACAGUGGAGCAGCACUUAAGACUUUCUUUUGGCACUGUUUUUAGACAGUGGAAGAAAAAUCCUCUAACAAUGGAAAGUAAAGCUUGUCUUCGAUAUCAAGUGUCUUCCCUAUGCAGAGCUGAUAGUGAAGAUAAAAUUACUACUGGAAAAAGGAAACAUGAAGACGACGAACCAAUAUUUGAACAAAUUGAAAACACGUCUGAUCCAGCUAGGUGCCCUGUGAAAAUGUUUGAAUGCUAUUUGUCUAAAAGCCCACAGAAUCUGAAUCAGAGGACGGACAUGUUCUAUCUGCAACCAGAAUGCUCUGUCUCCUCGGAUAGUCCUAUCUGGUACACUUCCACCUCACUGGACCGCAACACUUUGGAAAAUAUGCUCGUACGGGUUCUUUUAGUAAAAGAUAUUUAUGAAAAAGACAAUUAUGAACUGGAUGAGGACAUAGAUUAAAACAAACUUCCAAAAACAUUCAAGAAAACAAACAGCAUUAGAUAUAGUCAUGCUGCUAGACCUUUAUUAUGGAGAACAUUUCAAGUUUACCCUUUGUUUUAUGAGUUUUGUAGCAGUGUGUACCCUCACCUGGGUAUUACCAUGUAAAUAAUCUGUGAGUGAAAGUUUCCAUUAUUCUGCGUAGUGAUUUUAGGACACAUAACAAACACAUUUCAGAUUCUUUUUUUUAUUUUAUUAUUUAUUUGAUUAGGUAUGUUUGUAACUUUUUACAUUGCAAAAUAUGAAUGAGAAUGUGCCAUGUGUAAUUUUUUUUUCUUGUAGUAAGAGACAACCAUAUUGCACAACUCUGCUGUUGCAAACUUCCUUGAAAGGACACUUUUAAUGGGUUCUUAAACCGGAUGGUUGUGUAUGGGUAGCACUACUAAAGUUUAGAACUUGCUGUGUCUUUCAGAAUUUUUAAAUAAAUUGUAAACUAAUAGGUUUUUUACUUUUUAGUUACUGAAGCCUUAUAAGGUUAUGUAGAGAGAUUCCAUCUUAUGUACCAAAAAUAGACAAAAGAGAAUGCUGUCAAUAUUGGUGUACUGUAAUGUGAAUCUAUUCUGGUGAAAACAUUUCUUUUGUUGCCCUUAUUAAAACCUUAGUGUCCUUUCCUUA